AUGAAACUAGAUCCAGUUAAACUAGAAGAUGUCAGUCAGCGCAUCCGCUCAGCCGGAAAUGCUGGCUUUUGUGUAUUGCUUGCUAUGCCUGCAACGACAAAACAAGUUUCCUCUAAUCUUGCUGAUUCGCAGGAUCCCCUUAAGCAAAAUCAGAGGCCUCUGCGCAAUCUCAUCAGCUAUCUUCGCACUAAGGACUCGGCUGGUGUGGUAUUGCUGAAUCCCCUCACUCAAGAAAUCAGACACGACCCGGCUUCUGGCAAACUUAAUAAUCCCGAAGAAGCCGCUCCAGACCCAGCCGUAACCGGGGUCCUGCAUGCUUUUCCUCCAUGCGACUUCUCCUUUGAUCUUCUUGCUCAGCGAGCUACUCGACUGCAAAAAGAGUAUGCGAAAGAUAAUCACUUGGUUAUUUUAUUGAUACGUAGUUGCGGGUCUCUUUAA
This is a messenger RNA of Protopolystoma xenopodis, 438 nucleotides long. The record is from the annotation of a GenBank genome assembly. NCBI's taxonomy places the organism in Eukaryota, Metazoa, Platyhelminthes, Monogenea, Polystomatidea, Polystomatidae.